Molecule: messenger RNA, 4974 nt
Organism: Diorhabda carinulata
Lineage: Eukaryota; Metazoa; Arthropoda; Insecta; Coleoptera; Chrysomelidae
Product: putative pyridoxal-dependent decarboxylase domain-containing protein 2
Exons: 10
Coding region: 342-2693 (783 amino acids)
Biological process (GO): carboxylic acid metabolic process
Cellular component (GO): intracellular membrane-bounded organelle
Molecular function (GO): carbon-carbon lyase activity; pyridoxal phosphate binding
Source: RefSeq, a predicted model, not a curated record
AGUGUGCGACACAUGUCUAUACUAUAACCUUUGUUGCCAAGUUUCAGUUUUUAAUAACUAAUUUUCUUUUAAUAAUAGUAUGUGUUAUUGACAGUAUUGAAUACAAUAUAAUAUAUAUUAAGACAAAGAAAUUAUUUUUCAAUAUUGGACUAUUUACGUUAUAAAGGGUAUCUAAGAAAAUUUUAUUAUUAGCCCAAGAUAUCCAAAAAGAAGAAGUUUUUGGCCACGUUGCCAAUUGACACGUUUGAAAUAGCUAACUUCUUUGCAGUAAAUAUCAAAUUCUCGACGUCAAAUUACUGAAUAUUCAAGAAAAUUUGAUGUAGAGAAAUGUGAAUUUAAAUAUGACUUCUACUACAAAAAAUAGUCUAGGAGAAUUAGCUAUUGAAGCUUCAGAAAUAGUUAGCCGGCUAGAGCAAGCAGCCGAAGGCUUACCUAUACCUGAAACUUCCCACAAUCAGACCACUGUAUUUUUGGGAUUAGAAAAGAAACAUACAGAUGAUAUAAUUAAAAUUAUACAUGGACUCGUCAGUACUGAUGAAGAAGGGGAGCCUCUUACCUUUCCUUCUUUGGAUAGUGUUACCAAAUUAGUAAUGAUUUCACAUAGUUUAGCUGUUUAUUGUGGAGGUUUGGAUAGAUCUAUUGUACAGAAGUUGUCCACAAGAUUUACUACAGAUACUACAAGAUGGAUAAUACAAUUAUUUGGUUUUUUGGAUUGUUCAGCAUUUUAUCAUGAAGAUCAUUUAGAGGGAUUAGUAAGAGUGACACGCAUGAUGCUACAUUGCAAAUAUCCAAGAUAUUUAGAAGAUGGAACUCUUGCUUUAAAUAACUCAUUACCUACUAUUUAUAGUAGUGUUGCUAGUCCUCUUGGUAUUGUUCAACAUCUUUGUAGACAGCUAGGCCUACCUCUAGCAUGUGUGAGACCUGUACCUGUCAACACAUACUUUGGUUCUCAGUAUACAAUGGAUGUAUCAGCUUUGCAAAAAAUGUUAGCUGAUGAUGUAACUUCUGGCCGAACUCCAUUAUUAGUUAUAGCAGAUGCAGGUACUCCUGUAACUGGUCACAUUGACAAUAUUUCUAGAAUAAGGGAACUAUGUAAAGUCCAUGGAACUUGGUUGCAUGUUAGAGGACAUAGUGUGGCAGCUUUGGCUCUACCAAAUUACAAUCAAAAGAAUGGAACUAUGCCUCCAAUUGCAGAUAGUUUGACAUUAACACUUGGAAGUUGGUUAGGAAUCCCAGGACUACCUAUGGUUACACUUUACAGGUUAUGGGAUGCUUCUAAUAAUAUAAAUCGUAACAAACAAGUUGGGGUUAGUAGAGAGAGUACUCUUCCCUUAUUAGCUGGAUUAAAUACCGAUCAUCAAAGUAGAAGAAUACUUUCUCUGCCUUUAUGGACAGGAUUACAGAACCUUGGAACAGAAGGUGUGCAUUCCAGAAUUAAAGAAGAUUUUUUGGCUAGUGAAAGACUGUGGUCUGCUUUGGACGUUUUUCGACAAGUUAGAGUUUUGAGUCCAAAACCUGGAGGAGAAAGUGGCACAUACACAGUGGCAGAACUAGUUGCGAAGCCAACUACUAUUCCAGUUUUAAUGGAGUCUACAGCUUGUGCAGUAGUUUUCCAAUUUGUCCCUGAAACAAACGAUGGAGAAUACACUUCCAGAGUUCCUCCAUAUUAUGACAAACUUAAUUCUUGGUUAGGUCAAAUUCUUCAACUUGACGCUCCACAAAUUCCUAUAGACAUUUGUGAAUUGGAGAGUGCAGGUGUGGUGCUUCGAUACUGUCCAUUCGAAAAUGUCUGUGGUCAACAACCAACUACAGAAGAAAUGCAAGCUUUUAUUUUAUGUCUAGAACAACAAUUAGUUAUUUUAAAAGCUACUGUGCAUCAUAGAGAGAGCUUUGUGAAGUUAGUUGAUCUUUCACCUGUGCUUAAGAUUGUUGAUUUACCUGACUGGGCUGGUUUGGGAGGAGUUCGAUACUGUCCUGAAGGCUGGGAACAAUUGCUGACUGAUCAAGCCAAAGAAGAACUUAACCAUUUGAAUAUGGUUCUAGUUGAUACACUCAGAUCAACUGAUGCUGCAUUUUCACUGGGAGAAGGUGCUGACGGUUUGAUGUGUGUUCGUUUCGGAAUGUUAACUCCCGAAUCUGACGUCGAUAAAUUAUUGGAUCUAGUCGUAAGAGUUGGACAGUCUGUCGAGGAAAAUUCUAGGGUCUUAGAUUCUAUGAGUGAGAUCGUUAAGAAAGGUAUUGAAACGGCAACAUUAGAUCUCCAAAAAGAGAAUGAAGAAAGGUUAUGGCAAGAAGGAAUUGUGCGACAUAUACCAAUUGUAGGUACUUUUGUAAAUUGGUGGUCUCCCAAAAUGAAAGAGAGUGGAGGAAUUCGAGGCCGUAGCCUUAACCUUACUCAAGGAGUGGUUGAAUCUACGGAAAAUAUUUACAAGUACCAUAUGCAAAUGGGCCAAGGCGUCGCUCCUGGAGGAAUAACUCCUCCAACACCACAAAUUCAAACACCAAUUGGAGGCAGUCAUUCAAGGUCUAGUAGUCACGCAUCAGCUUCAAGUCAGCAAUCAGCUAUCAAAUCUGAUAGUGCAAUUAAAUUGAACAGUGAGCUUUCUAAAUUAAAUUUGGAAAAUAUUUCAGAGAAAGUCAAUAGUGUGAAUAAGGAAAUAGGUUUAGAGAAUAAUGAAAAGAGUCAUUGUUAAAUGCUAGGCUAAGAAUGUUUUGAUAAAAGUUAUUGUUGCUGUUCAAUCUAUUCCAAUGGUAUACAAUUCAAAUAAUAAAUUUGAACAAUUCAUUGUAACAGAAUGAUUUUUCAGUUGGUUUCAAAAAGUUUAUAUGAGAAUACAAUUUCUGAUAACGCCAUAAAUAUGAUGUUCAAAAAUUGUUCGGUACACCUUAGUGUAUCAAAAAUGUGUUGGUAUUAAAGGGUUAAUAUUUAUUUUUAUAUUAACAACAUAUGCAGAUACUACGGAUCUUUAUAUCAAGAAAUUUGUCUUUUAGAAUAAUUGAAUAUAUACAUUGAUAUUGAAACUCAUUGUUGCAGUCGCCAUCAUAUUUUUCAAAAGUAAUUAAUUACCAAAAUAGUGAUGGUGAUCCAAAACUCACUUGAACUGAGCAGAGAAGUUACUAAACAUAUUCUAUUUUCUCUUUAUAACUAUCUUUCAAUCGUUUGCACAUGUUCAGCUUUUCAUCAUAAUCUGUGUUAAUACUAUGUGUCACAUUAAGUAUUUAUAUCAGUCGUCUAUGUUAUUGAUUCAGCAUUUAUGGCAAUAUAUGUUAGCCACAUAUGCAUCCAUUUGUUUAUUAUAUUAAUUUACGUUAUAUUAAGUGCUAGUUUCAAGUUUCUGGACGUUUUAGCAAUAGUUUUUUAGGAUUUUUGUUCUGUUGAGACAUUUUCAUUUAAUAGAACUGAAGUUCUCUGUUUCAUCUAAAAAGUUAUGUCCCUAUAGUUUAGAAUACCAGUAAUGUUCUGUUGUUGUUUGCCAGUUUUAAUGGUUUUCAAACAUUUGUUAGGAACAAAUACUUCCAUUCAUCCAUUUGAAUUAGCUCUAUGAUUAAGCUAAACAGUUUUGGUAGCAGGUUAAAAAUCUUCAAUAAUAAUAUUUUUAAAAUGCCCUAUUCAACCGAUUUGAACACAAUCUGAGUAAUGAAGUAUUGAUGGAAAAUAUUUCUAUUUUGAAAGCUGGAAUCAUCUUAAGAAUCUAAAAUUCAUUUAAAUUUUGAUCAUUGACAAGCUCCACUGAGGAGAAUCUUAAUAAAUAUUUUAUUUUCAUAACUUUUAAUUACCAUAACAUCCCUUUGAAAAAGUUAAUUGUCCAUUCUUAUCUUGUAUCAGGUUAAAAUUGUUGGUUAUAGUAUUAGAAGAUAACAACAAAUAGAAAUAAAUUACUAUCUGAAGAAAAUAUGUGGAAAAUAAGAAUAAAAAAAUUAUCUACACACAAAAGUUGAAAAUAAAUAUUUCAGAGAAAAAACAUUGUUCUGGAUCUCAUUCGAUUUGGCCAAUUUGUGAUAAAAGAUGUCCAAAAUCAAAUGACACUUCACACACAAAAAAAACUGAGGAAUUAGUAGAAAUUGAUUUACAUGUGCUAUCGACAUCCCAAAUUCGCGGCUGCACACUUUAUUGACGCAAAAAUAGUUAUACGUUAUUGAAUUGAAAGUUAUGCCUAUAAGGUAAAAACCUAAAUAUUGGAUAUAGAAUCGAGUUCUUAAAUUUCAUAAACGUCAUUUCUUUUCAUAAAGCAAAUAAAUUGAAUCUUCGCGCCUCUUCUACAUCUUAUUCCUCAAAUUGAGUGAUUUAGUUGCUUAAUUUAUCUAUAAAAAAUUUCAUUAAUAUCUCACAUAAUAUUUUAUAUAUGAAAUACAAUUGUUACAUAUUAUGAUAUAUAUUGAAUAAUCCACUAAACAAUAAUAAAUUCAGAAUGUGGUCAUUUUAAGUUCCAUCAUAUAAAAUAAACAAUCAGCUUUUUUAUUGUGCACCUUUGAUUUAUCCACAUUCUUCAAUUUUUAUAUCUAUAGUGAAUAUAGACCUUUGCAUUUACUUAUAUGAGUACAGCAGAUAUCAAAUUUACUUUUGAAUAUUACCAUUCUAUAAUAGUAAGGUCAGUAGUUAUUUUAUAUAGUUAACUUGAUAUUUAAAGCAGAAUGUGCAAUGUAAUAAGCUAAAGUAAAAUGUAUAAAAGAGAUUUUGAUAAAGAUUAGAAAUUUCUUCACAAUGCCAGUUGUUAAUAGUUUUUAUUUAUCAAGAAAAUCAAUUAAAAGAGUCAAAAGAAAUAAAUUGUGCUCACAAUUACUGAAUUGUAGUUGUAAUUAUUAUAAUUUUCAUAAAAUAGAAGUGUUGAAGUUGUUUUAUUUAUUUAAAGUUAUUUUUGUUAUCAGUAUUUAUAUGUUUAGGUAUAAUUUCUUGCACUCUUUCUUAUUAUUUUUAAGCUUUUACCAAAAAGUGUGAUUGCUUUCGUAUUUUAAUACAUUUUAUGUUAACACGAA